AUGUUUAAUAUGAGCACUGCUGAUCUACAGAAUCAUAAUGAAAGAUUCAAUCAGAGCAUGCUGCCUGCUGUUGCUGCGUCUGCCUCAUCCUCGUUCAUGCGAGAAGAAGAUGAUUCUUACAAUCAAGAUAACAAGUCCGAGACGUCUUCAAGGGGUGGCAAUGCCAAAUCAAAAAUGUUCCAAUGCACUGGUUACGGUGAAUGUCGUAUGGUGUUUACUCGAAGCGAGCAUUUAGCCCGUCAUAUGAGAAAGCAUACAGGAGAAAAACCGUUUCAAUGUGUCGUCCCCGGCUGUGAACGUAUGUUUAGUAGAUUUGACAAUAUGAUGCAGCAUACACAAACCCACAACAAAACUCGUGGCCCACGACGCACUAAAACGACCUCAACCAAGUCUAAGCGGGGUGGCAAGAAAUCAGGCAACAAUUUAUCUCGACGUGCUAGUUCCUCAUCAAGCGAUUAUGAUGAAUAUGGACCUUUGCCUUCUCCUCCUCCUUCUCGCAGAGGCUCCUCCAACAACAUUAUCAAGGAAAAUCAAAUCAUUUUACCUAACCCUAAAUAUCUCGAAGUAGAUGAAGACAUGGACGAGCUCAUGACAAGUGAAGAUGACGAUGAUGAUUAUGAAUUCUACCAAAACGACACCAAGACAAUCACCUCUACUUCUCGCUUCCCUGAUUCACCAGCAUCCUCCUCUGAUUCGUCUUUGAGAAACAACAGCACAACCACAUCCAAACUGAGCCGACGUCGUAGAUCCGCACCUCAAGUACGUUACCAACCUUAUCCAUACAACAACGCUUGUUCAGAAAAGCAGAGCAAUAGGCCACGAGAAAGCAUCCCCCGUCGUAACUCUGCCUUGUCUGAAUUAGCUACAUAUCUCGUUGAUCAUCCCGGUCAGUCUCCUGAAAGCUAUCUGACUAAAUUCCAUAGCCAAGAGAUGCAGUUGAAGCAUCAACAACAACAGCCAUUGCCGCCUAGAUUACCCACUCGACGUUUGUCUAUUCAGGACCUGUCUAAUCCCAUCGAGACACUGGACGAUGAUAGCAAGCAGCAUAAUAAACCAGAAUGUAAACAUCCGCAGCAGGAACCCGAACAGCACAGACAAGAUGGCGUUGAUCUAACCGAAGAUGAGUUCCAGGCUAUUCAAGGUUUUGGCCAAUUUUACAAAAGUGCAAUUACGUGUAAUAAAUAA
Molecule: messenger RNA, 1185 nt
Organism: Mucor velutinosus
Lineage: Eukaryota; Fungi; Mucoromycota; Mucoromycetes; Mucorales; Mucoraceae
Exons: 3
Coding region: 1-1185 (394 amino acids)
Biological process (GO): regulation of transcription by RNA polymerase II
Cellular component (GO): nucleus
Molecular function (GO): DNA-binding transcription factor activity, RNA polymerase II-specific; RNA polymerase II cis-regulatory region sequence-specific DNA binding
Source: RefSeq, a predicted model, not a curated record